UUCUCACUGUCUCGCAUCAAUCGCUCAAUUUCUUGCGCCGGUACCAGAAGUGAUUCGCCUAUGGAAACUGAACGAGGAGAUACCGAGUCAGCACCCCGACUCGACUGGGCCGAGUUGACCCAUGAGUGCCUCAUCAACAUAUUCUCUCGCCUCUCCAUCGACGACCGAUGGCGAGGCGUCAUGUUCGUCUGCAACUCCUGGCUUCGCGCCUUCAAGGAUCCCUCCUUGCAUUCGGUGUUCAACCUCGACUCCCACUUCGAUUCCCCUGUUGAGUUGGCCCUCUGGUGGACCCCCGAGUUCGAGAGGAAGAUCGAUUCUAUGCUUCAAUCAGUCGCCGGCUGGAGCGCUGGUUCUCUCAAGGAGAUUCGCCUCAGACAUUGCACUGAUCGCUCGCUCGCUGUCGUUGCUGAAAGAUGCCCAAAUCUUGAGGUUCUAGUGAUCAGAAGCUGCCCUCAUGUUACUGAUGAUUCAAUCUCUAGAAUAGCUUUCAGUUGUCCCAAGCUCAGGGAACUUGAUAUCAGCUACUGCUAUGAAAUAUCCCAUGAGUCGUUGUUGUUGAUUGGAAAAAAUUGCCCCAACCUCAAGGUUCUGAAGCGAAAUUUCAUGAAUUGGAUUGAUCCUUCUCAACAUGUGGGAGUUGUUCCUGAUAAAUAUCUUAAUGCUUGUCCACAAGAUGGGGAUUCUGAGGCUACAGCUAUUGCAAACUCUAUGCCACUUCUAGAGUGCCUUGAGAUUAGGUUUUCCAAAUUAUCAGCUAAGGGCUUCAAUUCGUUAUGUCAGGGGUGUAAGGAGCUCAAGUUUUUGGAUUUGAUUGGCUGUACUAGCUUAACUGGCCGAGACAUUGCAAAUGCAACUUCCAAUUUGGAGUGUCUAGAAGAGAUUAAACGCCCAAAUUUGUACAUCCCCAGGUCUUUUUACUAUGCUGAGAGGUAUGGCCAUUGGAGAUUGUAUGAUGAGAGAUUCCAGACUGAUGUUUUCCGUAGCUGAGAAUGGGUAAGAAGAUUUAUUCAAUAAGUAAAAUCUGAGCCCUCCUUCUGUUUGCUUGUGUGUGAGCGGCAACUCUUCUUUUGGGGUUAAAGUUCAGAACCUAUAUGUAUUGUCUUUUAUGCUUGUUUACCUUGUUAUCAAAAUAAUGACCUGUGUCUGUAAUUUAUGUUGUAUAUAUUAUAUAUAUAUAUAUAUAUUUUGAAAUCUUCCUGAACUUGUAGGGCAGUUGUAUAUGAAGACCAUUUUCUCUUUUUCACUUUUGAAGUGGUCAAGUGGGUUUACUUGAUUCAUUGCUUCUUAUGCUUUGAUUUAGCAAUCUUAAAUAAAGGUGUUUCAUUUUAUUUAUGUUAGCCUUUCUUUCA
Messenger RNA from Prosopis cineraria, 1349 nucleotides. Its product is annotated as F-box protein SKIP1. The record is from RefSeq and is a predicted model, not a curated record. The coding region runs from base 61 to 987 and encodes 308 amino acids. Gene Ontology annotation, biological process: SCF-dependent proteasomal ubiquitin-dependent protein catabolic process. NCBI's taxonomy places the organism in Eukaryota, Viridiplantae, Streptophyta, Magnoliopsida, Fabales, Fabaceae. Gene Ontology annotation, molecular function: protein binding. Gene Ontology annotation, cellular component: SCF ubiquitin ligase complex. The transcript has 2 exons.